Sturnus vulgaris (Common starling) is the source of this 579-nucleotide messenger RNA. NCBI's taxonomy places the organism in Eukaryota, Metazoa, Chordata, Aves, Passeriformes, Sturnidae. The record is from RefSeq and is a predicted model, not a curated record.
AUGGCGCCGCGAUUCAAACGCUGCGCGCUGCGGGCGGGCGGGGCGGCGGCGGGGGGGGGGCGGUGUCCCGGCGGGGUUCACUGCGCCUGCGCGCAGAGUCGCAAGAUGGCGGACAGUGCGGAACUAAAGCAAAUGGUGAUGAGCCUUCGAGUGUCGGAGCUGCAGGUUCUGCUGGGUUACGCGGGGAGGAACAAACACGGCCGCAAACACGAACUGCUCACCAAAGCCCUGCACCUGCUCAAGGCCGGCUGCAGCCCCGCCGUGCAGAUGAAAAUCAAAGAACUUUACAGGAGGAGAUUCCCGCAGAAAAUCAUGAGCCCGGCCGAGCUGUCCCUGCCCUCCGUGCACUCGAGCUCCAUGCCGGCCGCGCUGUCGCCGUCGGGCAUUCCUCAGCUUUCCUACGACGGUCACCCCGCCACGUCCCCCCUGCUGCCCGUGUCACUGCUGGCACCCAAACACGAACUGGAACUGCCCCACCUCACAUCGGCCCUGCACCCCGUGCACCCCGACAUCAAACUGCAGAAAUUGCCUUUUUACGAUUUGUUGGACGAGCUGAUCAAACCCACCAGCCUAGAGUGA